AUGGGUUGUGCUUAUUCGAAAACUUGCAUUGGUCAGAUUUGCGCAACGAAAGAAAACAGCAUCAGACGACGACCACAUCAUCAACAAGCUCCGGCGAGAGUUACGACUACUGCGACGGGGACGACGACAGAGGAGGAGAAUCCGGUGUUUAAUUUCACUUCAGAUGCGGCGGAUGAUGAAGAUAACGACGACGAGAUUCAUCAUCAGCUGAGUUUAAGUAGAGACCAAGAAUGGGGAAUCACUAGACUUUCUAGGGUUUCUUCUCAGUUUCUACCACCAGAUGGAUUAAAGAUUGUAAAAAUCCCAUCUUGUAACUAUGAAUUGCGUUACUCGUUUCUAUCUCAAAGAGGGUAUUAUCCAGAUGCUUUAGAUAAAGCGAAUCAAGAUAGUUUCGCUAUUCAUACGCCUUUUGGUAGUAACUCUGAUGAUCAUUUCUUUGGUGUGUUUGAUGGUCAUGGUGAGUUUGGUGCUCAAUGUUCACAGUUUGUGAAGAGGAGAUUGUGUGAGAAUCUACUUAGACAUGGUAGGUUUCGUGUUGAUCCUUCAGAGGCUUGUAAUUCGGCGUUUUUGAGCACAAAUUCUCAGUUACAUGGUGAUGAUGUUGUUGAUGAUAGUAUGAGUGGGACUACGGCGAUUACGGUUAUGGUUAGAGGGAGGACUAUAUAUGUAGCGAAUGCUGGUGAUUCGAGGGCGGUUUUAGCUGAGAAGAGAGAUGGUGAUCUUGUAGCUGUUGAUUUGUCUAUUGAUCAGACUCCGUUUAGAACUGAUGAGCUUGAAAGAGUUAAGCUUUGUGGAGCUAGAGUUCUUACUCUUGAUCAGAUUGAAGGGUUGAAGAAUCCUGAUGUUCAGUGUUGGGGUACUGAGGAAGACGAUGAUGGAGACCCUCCGAGGCUUUGGAUUCCUAAUGGAAUGUAUCCUGGAACUGCUUUUACGAGGAGUAUUGGUGAUUCUAUUGCAGAGACUAUUGGUGUUGUUGCUAAUCCUGAGAUUGCUGUUGUUGAGCUUACACCGGAUAAUCCUUUCUUUGUGAUUGCUAGUGAUGGUGUCUUCGAGUUCAUCUCUAGUCAAACUGUGGUUGACAUGGUUGCAAAGCAUAAGGAUCCUCGUGAUGCUUGUGCUGCGAUUGUUGCUGAAUCAUAUAGGCUAUGGCUACAGUAUGAAACUCGUACAGAUGAUAUAACCAUCAUUGUCGUGCACAUUAAUGGGCUAAAAGAUGAUGCUCCUCGGCAAUUGUCGAGUACAGGGUCAGGGACUCUAUUGCAGCCUCCAAUUCCACAAGUUGUGGAGCUUACAGGUUCGGAAUCUCCUUCCACCUUUGGAUGGAACUCUAAAAACCAACGUGUGAGGCAUGAUCUAUCUCGGGCUAGAAUACGUGCCAUUGAGAGUUCACUAGAGAAUGGACAUGCUUGGGUUCCUCCAUCUCCCGCCCAUAGGAAAUCCUGGGAAGAAGAAGCACACAUUGAGCGGGUUUUGCAUGACCAUUUCCUCUUCAGGAAACUCACUGAUUCUCAGUGUCAGGUUUUGCUGGAUUGCAUGCAAAGGCUCGAAGUUAAUCCAGGGGAUGUUGUUGUGAAACAGGGUGGUGAAGGGGACUGCUUCUACGUUGUGGGUAGUGGAGAAUUCGAGGUCUUGGCAACUCAGGAUGAAGAGAAUGGCGAGGUCCCUAGGAUCUUGCAGCGGUAUUCAGCUGAGAAACAAUCAUCAUUCGGUGAACUCGCCUUGAUGCAUAACAAGCCGCUUCAGGCUUCUGUACGCGCUGUGGACCAUGGAACAUUGUGGGCCUUAAAAAGAGAAGAUUUUCGAGGAAUUUUGAUGUCCGAGUUUUCAAAUUUAGCAUCCUUGAAGCUUCUUCGUUCUGUUGACCUUCUUUCCCGUCUCACAAUUUUGCAACUAAGCCAUGUUGCAGAGACUCUUUCCGAAGCUUGCUUCUCCGAUGGACAAACAAUAGUUAACAAGGACGAAAAACUUCAGGGUUUGUAUGUUAUCCAGAAGGGAGUCGUGAGAAUUACUUUCGGGACAGAGCUGUUGGAGAGUGAAAAUGUUUCAAGCGUUAAAACUGAGAUGACUAAAGAAUAUGAGAAUCUUGAAACCGGAACAGAAGUCUCCAUAGAAAAGCAAGAAGGAAGCUACUUUGGUGAAUGGGCUCUUCUUGGCGAACUCAAAGAUUCAUUAAGCGCGGUUGCAGUGGGAGAAGUGGUCUGUGUGGUUUUAACAAAAGAAAAGUUCGAAUCAGCAGUCGGACCUCUGACCAAUCUUUCAGAUGACACUCACAAGUCGAGACAUUCUUCGUUCGAUAUCUCAAAGGAAUCUGCAAAAGUUACUGAUACUACUACUACCAGGGACUUGCUCAUAGUAGAAUAA
Molecule: messenger RNA, 2361 nt
Organism: Arabis nemorensis
Lineage: Eukaryota; Viridiplantae; Streptophyta; Magnoliopsida; Brassicales; Brassicaceae
Source: the annotation of a GenBank genome assembly